AUGGGUAGAGGUUAUAAUAGAGACCCCACUACUGGGGUAUUAAGUGUUUUCGAUUUUGUUCAAUCAAGAAAAUAUUAUGGGUUGCAAAUUCCAAUUCCUUCAUUAAUAGAAACUUUAGCCUCAUGGUGGACCUAUCAAAAAUAUCACACAGAUCGAUAUGACCCAAACGGUUACAUUCAAGGAAGAAAAACUGGUUUACAUUUAAAUUUUAUUCCAAAAUAUAAAAUUCAAGUUAGAAGAGACGCAGAUGGUGGUACAAUUAUUCAGUUAGAUUAUUGGGCUAGAAUUAGAAAGACUGGUAUUGUUGCAGCAUUUGUUACAUAUGGUGUUACUGCAGCCAUUGGUGCAGGUACACUUUCUUAUCAUGUUAUGGAAGCUAAGCAUUUCUUACAAGCUUUCUGGGAAUGGUUUGAUGGUAGUUACCAAGUUGUUAAAGUUGAAGUUUUAGUUAAUGAAGAAAGAUCCGCUCUUGAAGAAGAAGGUUAUGAUGAACAUGGUAAUGUUUCAAAAUCUGUUCAUAGCUCAACAACAAAUAAUUAUUAUAAUACCUACAACCAAGAGCCAGGCUAUCCACCACAACCAGGUUAUACCACUACAAGCUCGUCCAGUAAAACUGUUGUUGCAAAAUCACCUACAGCUCCACAAUCCUCUGGUGUUGUCUAUCCGGUAUCUCCACCUGUUUCGCCUGUUUCACCCAUUCCUGCUGCUGCUGGUGGAGGUUCAUAUUCUUCUUACUCAUCCUCAUCCUCAUCUACAUCAUCCUCUGGUAGUAAGAAUCCACAAGGUGGCUAUCAAACAACAAUUACUAGCCAUACAACCUCAUCUCUUCCAACCUAUGGUAUGGGCUCAAGUGUAUAUGGUACUCCAGCAUAUAAUUCAAGAUAUGCUCCUCCACCCCCAGGUGUCGCUGGAUAUGGUAUGUCAAGUUCAUAUGGCGCAAGUGGUACAGGUUUACCACCUGGUGUAGGUCAAUAUGGUGUUGGUGCUAUGGGUACUGGUCAAUAUGGUGCUACAGGUACAAGUCAAUAUGGAAGUAAUUAUUCAAACAGCUCAUCAUAUGGUUCAAAUGGUCAGUAUGGAAACAGUGGUCAUUCAAACAGUUUAAGCUCAGGUUCAACAUCAGCAUAUAGUAAUAAUAGCUACUCUGGUGUUCCAUUGGAUUCAAUGUCAAAACUUUCAAUUUCAGGCCAAGAUAGUAAUACAAGCGGAUCAAAACAACAACAAAAUCAAUUUGUUCAAUCAUUAUUUGGCUCUACUCCAUCAAAUUCAUCAGCUUCCUCCUCAGGCUCAACAAUGAAUAAAAGCUUACCACCUCCAUCAACUGCUACAGUUAGUGGUGGUUCAAAUGCAAAUAGUUCAUCUGGUAAUAAUGGUUAUAAUUCAUCAUUACCACCAUAUCCAUCAACUGCCUCUACCACUGCCCCAAAUCCACCACCAGUUAGCCAUGCUAAUUUAAGUAAUACCAAUACAGGUACAUCUGGUACCAAUAUUACAGGAACAGGUCAAAACGGUAGUACUGGAACUAAUUCAUCAACCAAUGGUCAAGGACCAUAUGCCACCGGUUCAUACCUUGGAACUGAGCAAGAUAAAAAACAACCAGGUGUUGAUUAUACAAGUCUCAGACAUGGUGGUCUUGGUUUUGGUUAUACAUACGACCAUCUAAAAGAUGAUCUUAAAAGAAAGAGUGAAAAUUUAAAUCACGUCAACAAUCCAUCCCAUGGUACUGCUAAUAAUUAGAUACAUUUAAUAUUUUUUAAUCACAAAUUAUUUAUAAUAAAGUUAUAAAAAAAAAUAAAAUAAAAUUUAUUUGUAUUUUGAUAACUUAUUUGUUUCAUUUUUACAAUUAAAAAACAAACAUU
Molecule: messenger RNA, 1859 nt
Organism: Dictyostelium purpureum
Lineage: Eukaryota; Evosea; Eumycetozoa; Dictyosteliales; Dictyosteliaceae
Exons: 2
Coding region: 1-1737 (578 amino acids)
Source: RefSeq, a predicted model, not a curated record